AUGUGCACUUCACCGGCCAUGCAGCGCGUACAGCCCUCACCGCGUGCAGCGCGUAAAAGCGAGUGGCUCCGGAGCGCCCUGGCACACCACCACUGCUCCGAUCCUGGAGUGGAGAACGAAAUCGUUGUCUUGGCCACUGGAAUAGACCAAUAUCUGCAAGAAGUCUUCCACCACCUGGCCUUCCCUAGCCGGGACGAUACUGUGUCGGCGAAAGAUUUCACUGCGCUCUGUGCCGUUCUGGGACUGAACAGAGCUGAGGUGGGAAAGAGAACUGCGAACGUAACGGAAACAGCGGGAGCUGGAGAACGAGAAGAGGAAGAUGAAGAGUUUAGAGAUAUAUGCUCUGGGCUUCCCAGCCAGCUCUCUUUCAAAGAAUUUCACUCACGGCUCUGUGGGUAUUUCCGUGUGCGCAGUGCGCGUAGAGGUACCGGGGAGUGUGCCUUGCGUCUGCCCGUUAGCGAGGAUACAGAGCUGGUAGAGAGGCAGAUCCGGCUUCGGUGGCCGCGAGUUAGGCGGCGAAAGUGUGUCAGUUUUGAUCUGACAAAGGACCAGAAUGGACCAGUCAACACAUCUGUGAAAGGUCGGACCUCAGAGCACCGUGAACCAGCUUCUACUCCAGAUGAGGUGGCAGCUCUAAGGGAGCUGGUGGAGGACCUCCGCUCAGCGCUGCAGGGGAGCGAUGCCCGCUGCCUGGCUCUGGAGGUGGCGCUCCGACAGGAGAGGAGCAGCACCCUCCCUUCUGCAUCCUGCUACAACCCUACGGUUUCAAAGCCUAAGACUUCCAUCACAUUUAUCCAGGGAAAACUAGUUCCAACUCAAAGAAUUAAAGGACAGCUAAGCAGUGCUGCAGGAGACUCAGCAAGGAGAGUGGCAAGGAAACGAGAUAUCAGAGACCCACUUCUAAGGGAGCUGAAGCUGAUCCGCUCCUCACGUGAUGGGCAGCUGGAGGAGGCCAUCAGAUUCAAUAAGCAUCUGGAGGAGGAGCUGCAGUGGGCGUACCAGGAGGUGCGCAAGUUGCAGGGGGUGGAGGCUGCACUGAGGAAGGAGAACACUCAGAUCAGGAAGCGGGCAGAGGAGGCCAGGGAGGCUCUGAGCUCAGGGCUGCAGCAGGUUCGGCUGAUCCAGGAACAGGCCCGGUCUGUGCCCCAACUCCAGUCCAGGAUCACCCAGCUUGAGACUGAGCUGCACAGAUACAGAACCAGCUGCACGUGUGUCCCCAGCCCUGCAAGUCAACAGAACCACCCUGAAGACAUUUGCAGCAAAACAGAUGCUGAGUGUCUACAGAGGGCAGUGGAGGGAAGAGCUGCAUCUGAUGAAGAGGAGGAGGACAGUAGGAUGAGAGAGGAAGAACAGCGCUGCCUGAUGGAGGUGAAGAGGCACAUUGGACGAAUGCAUGGCUGUAGCAAAGGAUGUCAGGACCAUGUGGUCCAUCACCUUCUCUCUCAGAGUCAAAUGUAUGACAGAAACCUCAGCAGCACUUCUAAAGACAACAGGGGGCACUUCUGUCGGAAAGGACCAAACCAAGAGCAGCCGCAGGGAGGCUUUAAACAAACGAGUCCUGAGGAAGAGGAGGAAAGGACACAAGAGGAAAAUGAGAAAACACGUCUGUCUUUGUUGGAGGGCAAACUCACUGAUUCACUGGCAUUGCUGCUGCAGCUACGUAACAAGAACAUGUCCAGCAGGGGGCUGGGGAAGAUGGUGAUGGAUACUUUGGAUGUGUGCAGCAGGGGUGGAGCUGAUCCUGCAGGUCGCUGAUUCUGUCUCCGUACACUGAUCCUUAACUGCUCAAAGAUGGAGGAGAAAGGAUGACGGAGGAGGAGGAGAGAGCAGAGAGCAGAGAGCAGAGAGAAACUCCUGCUUCUACCCUCAGGAUAUCAAACUAGCAGUGUCAACCCACUGCUCAUCUCCUGCUGAGUCAGCUGUAACACAUG
Molecule: messenger RNA, 1931 nt
Organism: Pelmatolapia mariae (spotted tilapia)
Lineage: Eukaryota; Metazoa; Chordata; Actinopteri; Cichliformes; Cichlidae
Product: EF-hand and coiled-coil domain-containing protein 1
Exons: 9
Coding region: 1-1755 (584 amino acids)
Source: RefSeq, a predicted model, not a curated record